Aspergillus versicolor CBS 583.65 is the source of this 888-nucleotide messenger RNA. RefSeq lists its product as uncharacterized. The transcript has a single exon. The coding region runs from base 368 to 814 and encodes 148 amino acids. NCBI's taxonomy places the organism in Eukaryota, Fungi, Ascomycota, Eurotiomycetes, Eurotiales, Aspergillaceae. The record is from RefSeq and is a predicted model, not a curated record.
AGGAAAGGCGACAAUAAGUAGGUGAAGGGGAGAUGCAGAGACAAGAGAGGAAUAAAGACUGCUAUUGGUGCUUUAUGAGAGCAAGCGGGAACAAGCAGUCAGGAGUUGGCGUAAAGAAGUGUUUGUUGUGUUAGAGGAAGGGCGAUGAUGGAUGGUUGGAGAGAACAAGAGGUGGAUAUGAAGCUGCUUAAGACUGAUGCUCCUGCAGACAAGCGUUCGUCGUCUGGCGGCAGAAUCUAUGGCACGCUAGAGUGACUGAGACCCUUUGGUGCCAGUCAGUUCUCAAAAACCACCGCCAGAAAAUGGUGAUGGCUGAGGUGAUGGCGCGCCGGCUUUGUGUAGUGUACCAGACAGCUGGGUUCGUAAGAUGGAUGGGGAAACCCGCUUUUCUUUUUUUGCAUUUCUUUUUGGGUUUUACAUUUAUUUUAUUUCUUUUGAAAAUUGUUUCUUAUUUUUAACCCUCUUUAUUAUUUCCUUUUUUAUGAUUGGGUUGUUGGGACGUUAUUUGUCUAGAUCCCCUUCUCUGCUGGCCCUUCCCUUAGAAUGUGCCUCUACAAUGGCUCGUCAUCCAUCAGUUUCACCGGAUGUUUCCAAACUGGCCCUACCAGGGUCAUUCUUUGUGCCAAAUCUAUUCAUCAUGCUGAGAAGAAUCCUGGUGAGUGUUUCUAGAACGCUGGGGGAAAGCUCCUGGUCAACUCUGGAGGGGGCCCUCCCCGUUUCUUCCUCGAGGCAGACCAUGUCCCUUUCGCGACUCGGGAUCUCAGGUGAUUUAGGCAGUGUUCCCCGAGCGUCGCAUUAUGCCUGGGUCCGUUAACGGACUCCUAAUUAUAAUCGCUAGCAGGCUGUGUUUCCUUAAUUUGGCGGCAUUCUGCCACUGGGGCGAAGGUA